AUGAGGAGCAGGAGCAACUCGGGGGUCCGACUGGAUGGCUACGCCCGCCUGGUGCAGCAGACCAUCCUGUGUCACCAGAAUCCUGUGACUGGCUUACUUCCAGCCAGCUGUGAUCAGAAAGAUGCUUGGGUCCGGGAUAACGUCUACAGCAUACUGGCCGUGUGGGGCCUGGGCCUGGCUUACCGCAAGAAUGCAGACCGUGAUGAGGACAAGGCCAAGGCCUAUGAAUUGGAGCAGAGUGUCGUGAAGCUGAUGAGGGGGCUACUGCACUGUAUGAUCAGACAGGUGGACAAAGUGGAGUCCUUCAAAUACAGUCAGAGCACCAAGGAUAGUCUCCAUGCCAAGUACAACACCAACACCUGUGCUACCGUAGUGGGAGAUGAUCAGUGGGGCCACUUGCAGUUGGAUGCCACCUCUGUUUUCCUACUGUUCCUGGCCCAGAUGACGGCCUCAGGGCUCCACAUCAUCCACAGCCUGGACGAGGUCAAUUUCAUACAGAAUCUCGUGUUUUAUAUUGAAUCUGCUUAUAAAACAGCUGACUUUGGCAUAUGGGAACGUGGUGAUAAGACCAACCAAGGCAUCUCUGAGCUGAACGCAAGUUCUGUUGGAAUGGCAAAGGCAGCCCUGGAAGCUUUGGAUGAGCUGGACCUGUUUGGUGUGAAGGGUGGGCCCCAGUCUGUAAUCCACGUUUUGUCAGAUGAGGUGCAACACUGCCAGUCUAUCCUGCAUUCCAUGCUGCCCCGGGCUUCAAUGUCCAAAGAAGUGGAUGCCAGUGUCCUGUCAGUGAUUUCCUUCCCAGCAUUUGCUGUAGAGGACAGCCGUUUGGUGGAGAUUACAAAGCAGGAAAUAAUCACUAAGCUUCAGGGUCGUUAUGGCUGCUGUCGCUUUCUCCGAGAUGGGUACAAAACUCCCAAAGAGGAUCCUAAUCGGCUAUACUAUGAGCCGGCUGAGCUGAAGCUCUUUGAGAAUAUUGAGUGCGAAUGGCCUUUGUUCUGGACCUACUUCAUCCUGGAUGGUGUCUUCAGUGGCAACAUGGAACAGGUGGAAUUACGGCGGCUGUCCAUUUCAAUUGAAAGUCAGCCCAAUGGUGGCCAUCCACUGAGUACUGAGCUGAUGUCCCCGCCUUUUCUGUCACCUGGCCCUUCAUUAAGCCCAAGCAGAGGCUCCUUCAUGGGAGCCUAUGGAGAGCAGGCCGGGAAGGACACUCGCCAGGGUCAGUGGCAGCGCCGGCGCCGGCUUGAUGGAGCACUGAACAGAGUCCCCAUUGGAUUUUAUCAGAAAGUGUGGAAGGUUCUGCAGAAGUGCCACGGCCUGUCUGUGGAAGGCUUUGUUCUCCCUUCUUCAACAACCAGAGAGAUGACACCAGGGGAGAUCAAGUUCUCUGUUCACGUGGAGUCUGUCCUCAACCGUGUUCCUCAGCCAGAAUACCGCCAGCUCCUGGUGGAAGCCAUCCUCGUCUUGGCCAUGCUGGCCGAUAUCGAAAUCCAGAGCAUUGGCAGCAUCAUUGCCGUGGAGAAGGUCGUGCACAUCGCCAACGAGCUGUUCCUGCAGGAGCAGAAAGCCCUUGGGGCAGAUGAUGCCAUGCUGACAAAGGAUCCUUCCUCUGGCAUCUGUACCCUCCUGUACGACAGCGCACCCAGUGGCAGGUUUGGCACCAUGACCUACCUCUCCAAAGCUGCAGCUACCUACGUCCAAGAGUUUCUGCCUCACAGUGUCUGCGCUAUGCAGUGAGGACGUGUCGGGGAGCCCUUGCCAUGGACAUGUGGGUGGGCAGGUGGCCUGCCAUGCUGGGAACUGGCCCAGAAUCGAGCACUCCUUCCCUCUCUUCCCUGUUCUCCUUAGUUUGGAAGGGGAGCAAAGCCACCUUCUACAAUAGUUGCCUGUUGCCUGGGCAGAAGCAAACUUUCUCUAGAGGCUGGUGUUUCUGGAGGGAUGUUCCCGACUCCAGUUUUCAUCCUAAUGGAUUCCUCCCUUCCAGGGCUGCUGUGUUGUGGGGUGGGGUGGGUGGGGGUGCUUUGACUGAGUUACUUUGAAAGCUUUGAAGAGGGUGGGGGUGGAAUCCAAGCCUUGUCUCCUAACUUCCCCCUGGUCUGCCUGGGUGCCACGUGCCGGCUAGACAAAAGGCCAUCCAUCUUCCCACUCUUCCCCGGCUCCUUGUCCAUCCACACUUUCCUCACACUCCAUGGGCAUUUCAAAGGAGGCUUUGCUAGCUUGCUUGUCCUGGACCCCAAGGGGAUAGGUGAGUCAAGGGACAGACUUGGGCCUUCUUCCCAAAGGAGGGUUCUGGCCCUCCUUGCUCCAUCUCACUUCCCCCACAGGCACUUGGAGCAUGGGGGUGCAUGGGUGCCGGCUUGGGGCCAGCUCUCCCUGUAUUUGUGUGUGCCUUUGGGAGGGCUCCAGCCCAGCAGGCUUUCUCACAGAGGGUGAGGUCCCAAGUCCCUCUCGAACCCCUCUGGAGAAGGGGAAGACCACGACCUGAGCUCCCGCAGCUCCCAGCAGUCACUGCCUCUUCCCCUCCCCCUGCCAGCAAUCAGUCAGGGCUUUGAAAACACCUUGGAGCCAGUAAGAAUCUUCUUAGCUCCAGAAGGACGGACGUGCAGGCAAUGUCAGGGGAUCCAGGGCCGAGAGCUGGGUGGGCAGAUGGGGUUGCUCUAGGGGCGAGUUUGGGGCAUUCUAGCUUGGAGCUCGCAGCCCUGACUGCCAGUGGGCGGGCACACACAGCGUGGCCCGUCAGUGCCCGGCAUCCCCCAGCUCUAGGACUCCCCAGGUCUCCCCACGCAGUGGCGGCUCACUGACUGCUAGAAAGUGGACUCGUUGGAUGUGUGUUUGGAAAGCUGACAAUAAAAGGAAAGCCUGUCUGUCCGA
Molecule: messenger RNA, 2865 nt
Organism: Gracilinanus agilis (Agile Gracile Mouse Opossum)
Lineage: Eukaryota; Metazoa; Chordata; Mammalia; Didelphimorphia; Didelphidae
Gene: PHKA1
Product: phosphorylase kinase regulatory subunit alpha 1
Exons: 16
Coding region: 1-1731 (576 amino acids)
Biological process (GO): glycogen metabolic process
Cellular component (GO): phosphorylase kinase complex
Molecular function (GO): calmodulin binding
Source: RefSeq, a predicted model, not a curated record